AUGAGAUUUGAACGUCGACUGAUUCGCCCUCGCAAUCUAGUGUCGAAUGAGAAAAUUUCCCCCGCCGAGGACGCACGCCUUGACAAGUCUUUGCCUAACGAUAAGGCCAUGGCGCCUGGCAUCUCCAUACGGAAUGGGCCAGUGGAGGAUGCGAUGGACGUCGACGAGCCGGUGACAAAUGGCCACAAGCGCAAGUCGCGGCCCUCGAUCUCCAAGCCCACGUACAAGGAUGACUCAGGGAGCGAAGAUGAUCAGCCUCUGGCGAAGCGGACCAAGACCAAUGGCAACAACAACGCCGCAUCGGACUCCGACGAUGCGCCCUUGAAGAGCAAGAAGAUGCCACCCUCGUACAAAGAGACGGCUCUUCCCGAUACCUCCUCUGACGACGACACUCCCCUCAAUGUCAAGCUGUCGAAGAAGAAGAGCGCCAUCGAGAAGGCUGCUGCGAAGGAAGCCCAGCAAAUCCGAGCGAAGGAUGCGAAAACCAAAGCCAAGAAGGUUGUCAAGGAUGAAUCCGAUGACGACGACAAGCCGAUCGCCAAGAGCCGUCCGUCCAACGGCGCCGCAUCCCAUGCAAAACGCAAGUCCAACGGUGUGAAGAAGGAAGAGUCCGAUUCAGAUGCACCGAUAAAGAAGACCAAGGCUGCGCCCAAGAAAGCCAAGGCAACCACUGCGUCCAACAAGAAGGUUAAGGCCAAGACCGAAACUCCAGACGUCGAGGAUGAAGAGAAGUUUGCUUGGUGGAACGCCGAGAGCAUGGGCGAUGGUUCCAUCAAGUGGCAUACGCUUGAACACAACGGUGUCAUUUUCCCUCCCGAGUACGAGCCGAUGCCAAAGCAUGUCAAGAUGCGCUACGACGGAGAGCCCAUUGAUCUCAGCAUCGAAGCGGAAGAAGUCGCUAGCUUCUGGGUUCAUUUGAUCAUCACUAAUUCUGUGGACAAUUUGAACAAACCGCAGUUCCGGGAGAACUUCUUCAACGACUUCAAAGACUACGUCAAGAAAUAUGGUGCUACAACUAAAGAUGGGAAGAAGGUUACCUUUACCAGCCUCGAAAAGUGCGACUUCCAGCCCAUGGUCGACUACCUGGGCCCUCUGCACGAGGCCCGGAAGAACAAGUCGAAAGAAGAGAAGGCCGCCAUCAAGAAAGCAAAGGACGAGGCGGAGGCGCCCUACCUUCACUGCAUCUGGGACGGUCGGAAAGAAUUGCUUGGCAACCCUCGUGUCGAACCUCCUGGCUUGUUUCGAGGCCGUGGCGAGCACCCCAAGACCGGUAAGGUCAAGACUCGAGUCUAUCCCGAGCAAGUCACAAUCAACAUCGGCAAGGACGCAAAGGUUCCCACUCCACCGGCUGGUCACAAAUGGGGCAAGGUCGUUCACGAACAAGGAGCAACGUGGGUCGCCAUGUGGAAAGAAAACAUCAACGGUGCUCACAAGUAUGUGAUGCUUGCUGCCAACAGCGCCAUCAAAGGCAUGAGCGACAUGAAGAAGUUUGAGAAGGCGCGUGAGCUCAAGAAGCACAUCGACAAGAUUCGGAAGGAUUAUACCAAGGAUCUCAAGUCGGAGCUCAGCGCUGAUCGCCAACGGGCGACUGCCAUGUACUUCAUCGACAAGCUUGCUCUCAGAGCAGGCAACGAGAAGGACGCUGAAAACGAGGCGGAGACUGUCGGUUGCUGCUCUCUCAAGUUUGAGCACAUCACCUUAACGCCACCCAACAAGGUGACCUUUGAUUUCCUGGGCAAAGACAGUAUCCGCUACCACGAGACCUCCGAGGUGGAUCCGCAGAUCUUCAAGAAUCUUAAGAUCUUCAAGAAACCGCCAAAGGGGGAGGGCGACGAUAUUUUUGACCGGUUGAGCACGACCCAACUCAACAAGCAUUUGACAAGUUACAUGCCGGGUUUGACCGCAAAGGUCUUCCGUACCUACAAUGCGUCCUACACCAUGUCUCAGGAACUUAAGAAGCUUGAUAAGGAUCCCCGUGCACGGGGUACUAUUGCGGAGAAGGUGAAACUCUACAACGAUGCCAACCGAGAGGUCGCAAUUCUUUGCAACCACAAGAGAAGUGUCGGUGCUGCCCAUGAGUCGCAGAUGGCCAAGCUUGGCGACAAGAUCAAGGGUAUUAAGUAUCAGAACUGGCGCAUGAAGAAGAUGAUUCUUGAUCUUGACAAGACCCAGCGCAAGAAACUGGGUGCUGCCUUUUUCGAGCGCGAUGAAGAUUUGACCGACGAGUGGAUUAAGGAACAUCAAGAAUGGCUAGUAGAGCAGGAGCGCGUCAAGAUUACCAAGAAAUUCGAAAAGGAGAACGAGAAGCGGAAGGCAGACAAGGAGAAGCCCCAUCCCGAGAAGGAGCUCAAAGAGCGUCUCCGGGCUUUGAAAGACCUCGAGGCCAAGUUCAAGAAGGAGAACAAGGACAACAAAGUCGAGGCUGAAGGCCGAAGCCCGACUGUCGAAAAAUUCAUUGCCAGCAUCGAGAAGAACGAGGACCGCAUCAAGACGAUAGAAUUGCAGGCUGCGGAUCGUGAUGGGAACAAGGAAGUUGCCUUGGGAACAUCCAAAAUCAACUAUAUCGACCCUCGAUUGUCCGUGGUCUUCUGCAAGAAAUUCGACGUCCCUAUCGAGAAGAUCUUUUCCAAGACCUUGCGGGACAAGUUCAACUGGGCGAUCCAAACCGUUGAGGAUAACGAAGAUUGGGAGUUCUAG
This is a messenger RNA of Emericellopsis atlantica, 2697 nucleotides long. RefSeq lists its product as uncharacterized. Gene Ontology annotation, molecular function: DNA binding; DNA topoisomerase type I (single strand cut, ATP-independent) activity. Gene Ontology annotation, cellular component: chromosome; nucleolus. The transcript is spliced from 4 exons. Lineage: Eukaryota; Fungi; Ascomycota; Sordariomycetes; Hypocreales; Bionectriaceae. Bases 1 to 2697 code for a protein of 898 amino acids. Gene Ontology annotation, biological process: chromosome segregation; DNA topological change; DNA replication. The record is from RefSeq and is a predicted model, not a curated record.